UGCAAGCGUCACUUGGCGGCGUGUCGGGUUUCGGCAUUUUUAACAAACUUACCGUAAAGCGCAUCAAAAUAUUGUUUUGUUUGUGAGUAAUAUGUCGUAUCAAUCUAGUGUAGCGCAGGAUACAUUGUCUGCAGCACAACUAGAGAUGGCCGGUAACCCCAAUGCAUUGGCUCUGCGUCGGCCAUUCGAUCCUGUAGCUCAUGACUUGGAAGCCAGUUUUCGCUUGACGAGAUUCGCCGAUUUAAAAGGAAGAAGCUGUAAAGUGCCACAAGAUGUUCUAUCUAAACUUGUUGAAUCACUGCAACAAGACUAUUCUCAGCAAGAUCAGGACCAGUUUAUGCAUGUGGCUAUUCCGCGCAUCGGUAUCGGUUUGGAUUGUUCGGUGACCCCGCUUAGACAUGGUGGGCUCUGUUUGGUGCAAACUACUGACUUUUUCUAUCCCUUAGUUGACGAUCCCUAUAUGAUGGGUAAGAUCGCGUGUGCCAAUGUUCUUAGCGACUUAUACGCGAUGGGUGUGACUGAAUGUGACAAUAUGUUGAUGUUGCUCGGAGUGUCCACUAAGAUGACUGAAAAGGAACGUGAUGUAGUGAUUCCUCUCAUUAUGAGAGGAUUCAAAGAUUCUGCGUUAGAAGCAGGGACAUCUGUCACUGGUGGUCAAACUGUAAUCAACCCCUGGUGCACUAUUGGGGGAGUCGCCACAACUAUCUGUCAACCUAAUGAAUACAUUGUGCCAGAUAAUGCGGUAAUGGGAGAUGUACUAGUGCUGACAAAACCUUUGGGUACCCAAGUUGCAGUCAAUGCCCAUCAAUGGCUUGAUCAACCUGAACGUUGGAACAGAAUUAAGUUAGUAGUGUCAGAAGAAGAUGUCCGAAAAGCAUAUCACCGUGCAAUGGAUUCUAUGAGCAGACUUAAUCGGAUUGCAGCUCGACUUAUGCAUAAGUAUAAUGCCCAUGGUUCUACUGACGUCACUGGAUUUGGUCUUCUAGGACAUGCUCAAAAUCUUGCUUCCCAUCAAAAGAAUGAAGUAUCAUUUGUUAUUCAUAAUUUACCGGUCAUUGCAAAGAUGGCGGCUGUAGCUAAAGCAUGUGGAAAUAUGUUCCAACUAUUACAAGGCCACGCACCAGAAACUUCUGGAGGACUUUUAAUUUGCUUGCCUCGUGAACAGGCUGCUGCAUAUUGUAAGGACAUUGAAAAGCAAGAAGGAUAUCAGGCUUGGAUUAUUGGAAUUGUGGAGAAAGGCAAUCGCACUGCUAGAAUUAUUGACAAACCUCGAGUCAUUGAAGUGCCAGCUAAAGAUUAAAUUAUAUUCAUAUGAAAUUGAGACAUUUACAAUAAUAAUAGUUUAAAGUUAUUUCAGAGCUGGAUAAAUCCUUAAUUUUAUUUUAAAACGGUUUGAUCAUUUUCUUAACUAUUGUAUCAAAAUGGUAUUUUUUUUUUACAAUUUACUGCCAUUGUGUGUUUAAUAAAAUGGCUAAAUGGAAUUUUUUAAACAUUGUUGAAAGAAAACUAGCUUGUUCUAGUAAUUUGGUGUUUUAGAUAUAUAAGUAAGAUAUCACUAUUAACUAUAAGGAAAAAAUAUUCCAUUAGGUACCCUUUACAAUCCGACAUUGUGGCUUGUGGAUUGAUUCUGCAAAUUGUGAAAUAAGUAUAAUUGAUUAGAAUAAAAUUAUUUUUCAUUCAA
This is a messenger RNA of Nymphalis io (European peacock), 1681 nucleotides long. It is a transcript of the gene Sps1, whose product is annotated as inactive selenide, water dikinase-like protein. The transcript has a single exon. Gene Ontology annotation, molecular function: ATP binding; selenide, water dikinase activity. Bases 92 to 1300 code for a protein of 402 amino acids. Gene Ontology annotation, cellular component: cytoplasm. The record is from RefSeq and is a predicted model, not a curated record. Gene Ontology annotation, biological process: L-selenocysteine biosynthetic process. Lineage: Eukaryota; Metazoa; Arthropoda; Insecta; Lepidoptera; Nymphalidae.